Molecule: messenger RNA, 991 nt
Organism: Symbiodinium necroappetens
Lineage: Eukaryota; Dinophyceae; Suessiales; Symbiodiniaceae
Source: the annotation of a GenBank genome assembly
AUGUUGCCGGAGGCAUUUAAAAAGGAUGUCGCAGGCCGGCUGAAAUUCACGCAUUUGGAUGAUGUAAAGACCGUCUGCAGAUUGCAAGCGGAAGUGUACAAAGAGAAGGCAAAGACCUGCAGGAGCUUGAGGCUCGUAGAUCUGCGUGCGGACGCACUCGACAUCGCCCUGUCGGCUCUCGAGCGCUACCCGGUGCUGGAGAGCCUGGAGAUCGUACACUGUGAGCUCCGCCCGAAGCUCCCGCUGAUGCUGAAGGCCCUGGAGAAGAUCAAGCUUCGGCAGCUCCAUCUGCAGCAGAACGAGCUGUUUGAGGAGGGCACCCGCCAGGUCAUCGAGGCCUUGGCUUUGCAGUCCAACGGGACGCUUGCGGCUCUGAGCCUCGGCCAUGUCGAUGUCGCUGGUGUCAAGGCUUUGGCCGAGGCAAUGAAGGAGAAUCGGACCCUCAAGCAGCUGAGCCUUUCGAGAGCCACAAUCGCAGAGGAAGGCGCUUUCGCUCUUCUUGAGGCUCUCCAAAAAAGCGAGGUGGAGCGGCGGCUCGAUCUGACGGGCUGCGAUUUGGGCAACGCCCACGUGGCACUUGCCAGGGCCCUCCGGACCGGCCAGGUCCAGGUGAAGGGCACCAUCACCCACCCGGCGGUGGAGUUCCUGCGCAGGUUGGAGGACGAAGAACUCGAAGAGCUCGAGGAAAAGCAGAGGCUCGUGCUUGAUAUCCACCGCGAGGAGGCGUUCCGGAAAUUCUUCGCGCCGCUCUGCCGGGCCCUGCCAGAGCUGAAACUGCGAGAGCUCGGCCUCGGGCUCAACCACCACGGCAGCGCUGACGGGGCCCGGGACCUGGCCGCGGGCCUCGGCCAGCAAACGGAGCUGGAGCGGCUGACGUUGAAGCUGCGAUACAACUCCCUGGGCCACGAGGGCGCAAAGGCCGUGGCCUCCGCCCUCGCCCGGCUGACGGAGCUCAUGGAGCUCACGUUGGACCUGAAUAAGAACGAGAUCG